Molecule: messenger RNA, 993 nt
Organism: Musca domestica (house fly)
Lineage: Eukaryota; Metazoa; Arthropoda; Insecta; Diptera; Muscidae
Exons: 4
Coding region: 150-791 (213 amino acids)
Source: RefSeq, a predicted model, not a curated record
CUUCACUUAUUACCAAAUGACUUAUUUAUCCACCACUUCUACAUCUGCUUCGAUAUCUCGUCAUGCAAAACUGAUGCCAAAUAAUAAAAACUAUACAAAGGGAAAUUAAGCAAAACAACUGCAAGAAGGAAUUAAAAAACAAAACAAACAUGGCAAAUGUUAGUGAGCGCAUUGAUAAACUAAGUGAUGAAGCAGCCGGUUUACGGAAAGAAGUGAAGGAACUAAAAGAAACAUUACAAGAACAAAAUGAACUGAUUAUUAACCUGCUUACCAAACAGAAUCUAUUGCUGGAGCAAGCAAGUGUGGCACCACCGUCACUCGAACCAAAUGCAACCGAAGUAAUGUAUGGGAAAAAUAUUACGCAAAUUUUGCGUCGUUUUCCAUUACAAGACAUUGAAGACCUAGGCGAAUAUGAAGCAGAACUAAAUGAUAAUAACAUGCAACAAAAUAUUAAUAUUGUACAACAUCUAGUAGCACCCCAUGGACUUGUAAAAAAUAUUGUGCAUGUUAUUUCGGACAAAAUUAUAAUGGAUGUCAAUGUUGAUGGCCAUCACAAUAAAAAGAGGCUACUGGAUUAUAAGAAAUUUAUAGAAGUCUUGUACAGUGCCUGCUAUACGGAUGGCUAUACUAAGAAAGAUUUCCUAAACGACUUGAGGCGUGCACUUAGAAAUAGUAAAAAUCGUUUGCACAAAAAUAACUGUGUAGCUCGACAAAAAAUGAGUGAAAGAUUUAUUGUAACAGAAUUAAACAUGGACAUUGUAAAAACUGAAGAAGAUGUUGAUUUCGAAUAGCUUACUAAAUUCGAUUAAUUUUAAGUUAGCUUAUUUUGGACUAUUUGAUUUAGUUUUCAUUCACAGUUUUUAGGUGAUAAAUAGGAGUAAGAUUUUUUAUUUCUUUUGUCAAAUUUCCUGAGAAAUGGAAAAAAUAAACAUCUGUUAGUACAAACUAACAUCAUCAAAAACUACUUUGCAAUAUAAAAAUAAGUUUACAUAA